Messenger RNA from Rhincodon typus (whale shark), 4858 nucleotides. RefSeq names its product syntaxin 11a (gene stx11a). Gene Ontology annotation, molecular function: SNARE binding; SNAP receptor activity. Gene Ontology annotation, biological process: synaptic vesicle fusion to presynaptic active zone membrane; exocytosis; intracellular protein transport. The record is from RefSeq and is a predicted model, not a curated record. The coding region runs from base 456 to 1307 and encodes 283 amino acids. Gene Ontology annotation, cellular component: SNARE complex; synaptic vesicle; presynaptic active zone membrane. Lineage: Eukaryota; Metazoa; Chordata; Chondrichthyes; Orectolobiformes; Rhincodontidae. The transcript has 3 exons.
UGACUCUGGGCAGCAUAGUGACUGGGUGCUUAUUUCCAGACUGCAGUACUUCAUGGGGAUGUGCAAGACCACUGGCCUGCUCUGUCUUCAAUCUCAACCAAACACUCCAAAUAGAAAAGGGCGACAAUUGGUCAGAGGUAGGGGUUUCUGAAUUCACCUCUUGACUGGUUUGCACAUCAAGUGAGUGAAAAGUGCUUGGAAGAGUCUGAACUGUGAACUGCUUUUAACAAGUUGUAAGAAGGAAGCAGGUGCAAGGGGCUUGAAGCUCACACUGUGCAACACGACAGAGUCUGUUCCGAGAACUCAGCUUGCUUUCUUAUUCCACGAGCAGGACUCUUUCUGAGGGCUGUCUUGACCACCUGCUUGAUAUGCGAUCAGAUUGGGCAGGUCUCAGAGCUGAAAAACACAAGAUAUCAUAACUACAGGAUACUGCUACUCAGUUUCUUUCAGGAACAAUGAAGGACAGACUCGAAGAAUUGAUAGAGCGUUCAAAAUUUUACCAUCAGCAGGCAGAGGCCGAAGAUGAGGUGGAUUGCGCUCAUGAAGGCUUGGUAUUUGAAUGUGACUUCAUUCUGCAGAUGCUUCAGAAAGAAGUGCAACAAAUCCGAGAAGAAAAUGGGCGCCUGAAAGUGGACAUUAAACGUCUUGGAAAGCAGAACACUCGCUUCCUGACCUCAAUGAGACGUCUCAGCAGCAUAAAACGAGAUUCAAACUCCAUUGCCAAAGACAUAAAGAGCCGGGGAGAGAAGAUCCAGCGGAGGUUGCAGGACCUGAACAAUUACAUCAAUGAGAUUAAGAACACACAUGGGCCUAAUGCUGCCAUUGUUCGUAUCGCCCAGGCACAGCACUUUGUUCUGUUGUCCGCUUUCCAUGAUGCCAUGUUGGAGUACAACAAGGAGGAGAUGAAGCAGCGGGAAAACUGCAAGACUCGGAUCCAGCGGCAGCUGGAGAUCAUGGGAAAAGACAUUUCCAACAACGAGAUGGAGGAGAUGAUAGAGCAGGGGAAGUGGGACGUGUUCUCUGGGAACCUGCUGAGUGAAGUGCGAGGGGCACGGACCGCUCUGUCAGAAAUUGAGCAGCGGCACCGAGAACUGCUGAAGCUGGAGUGUCGAGUCCGUGAGAUCCAUGACUUGUUCCUGCAGAUGGCGCUGUUGGUGGAAGAACAAUCAGAGACCCUCAACAACAUCGAGGUAAAUGUGCAGAAGGUUCAAGAUUAUGUAGGUGAGGCUAAAGUGCAGCUGAAGAAAGCUGUGGAGCACAAGAGGAACAACAUUUGUCGAAAGAUUUUUUGUUGUUGCUGCCCCUGAUGGAACAUGUGCCAGCGCCCAUCUGUGCCUGGUGUCAUUAAGUCAACCCAGCAAAAUACUCUCAUCUCCAAAGAAAUGCUUUCUCAUUGAAUGUUGCAUCAAAAGCCGGAAAUCUAAAUGGGAUUUUGUCCCAUUCUACCAGAGACCACACCAGUUAGAAAGGAAUUGUAUUGCUAAGUUUGCUUUACCUCCUACAGCUGCACAUCAGGGCGCCCACUCUCCCAAAUCAAACACUCCUUCCAAUUGGCAUAUUUCCAAAUCUCCAAAAUUUUUGGUUCAUCAUCUGAAGUUACUCAAAAGCUAGGCUUUUAUCAUAGACCUGCAGUUGUUUGUCUCCAUUCUAGACUGAAACACAGGGAUGCAUCAUGUUGAAAAUCCUCCACCAAUCAAGACGACUGAAGUUUUCUUCCGUACCCAGAACAAGGGGUCAAGGGCCCUUUCCAGUUCAUCCAAGAAGAUGGUGCUAAGGUUUUCCUGUGGUCAGCUUGACCCCUGCUGUUAAUCAGCAGUGCUUUCAACUCCAUAAAGAGUUUUUUCUUCAUAGCUGAGGUUGGGUAAAUUCCAUUAUGUGUUUAGAACAAGGGCUCUUUUGUGCUUCAGGUUUUAGCUCCAAGCAACUCUCAGUUUUUACUUUUCCUACUGAAUCUUUGUUUCCUUAUUUUGGUCAGAGAAAAGUUGGUGUCAGAGGUGAGGGCAGAGAAUAAAGAACAGGUGGAGAGAUUAUAAAUAUCUGUACUAUGUGGCAUUUUCAGCUGAUCACCCCCUCCUUCUAAUCUUCACCUCCAGAGCUGCAGGACACUGAUAGGUGCUGAAAUGAAAGUGCUCACAAACAAUAAGAUUACAGGAAUAUGGUGAUAGAGGGCACAAAUUCAAAUCCCAGCAAUACUAAAUUAUAAAAUUGCAUUGGAUAAAUUUAAAACAAAGAAAUUAAGGUUCUGGAAACCUAAAACCAGAAGAGAGAGAUUGUUAGAAAAACUGAGCAGCAUUUGUGGAGCGAAAGUAAAGUUAACGUUUCGGGUCCAGUGAGUCUCUUUGAGAACAGUGACUCCAGAGUGAUUCAGGCCGACUGGCAAUAGUGAGAGUUCUGGAUGUGGCUGAACGAAUCCCACCUUAAUGUAACAACACAGGCUGCAAAUGUAACCAUCCUCCCAGGCUCCAUAUGUUGAUUGAUUAGCCUGAAACUGUCUGUUUUAAGUCCUUGCUAAUCAACCAAAGGCAAUAGAAAGAAUGUUGAGAGAGAGCAGAUUGGAGACUGCAUUCAUCUCUUUCUCCAUGAUUAAUAGACUGGUCCAUGGGAGUUUACUAAUAGAAGUCAGUUCAACCCUCAUAAACAGUGCCUGAGAUAGAGGGUGAUUUGUUUCCAUUCUGGUAAGAUGCAUUCUGAAAUGCUGAUAAGUCCAAUAUCCAAUCUGCCAACUCUGACACGUUCUCAAAGGGUCAGGUAGAUGGGGGCACAGGUGGCACAGUGGUUAGCACUGCUACCUCACAGCGCCAGGGACCCGGCUUCGAUUCCAGCCUCGGGAGACUGUCUGUGUGGAGUUUGCACAAUCUCCCUGUGUCUGCGUGGGUUUCCUCCAGGUGCUCUGGUUUCCUCCCACAGUCCAAAGAUGUGCAGGCUAGAUGGAUUGGCCAUGCUAAAUUGCCCAUAGUGUUCAGGGAUGUUUAGGUUAGGUGAGUUAAACAUGGGGAAUGGGUCUGCUCUUCAGAGGGGCAGUGUGGACUUGUUGGGCUGAAUGGCCUGUUUCCACACUGCAGGGAUUCUAUGAACUAUGAGUGGCUUGGAGGAUUAUACACUCUCUCUGACACCUCAACUUUGCUUCUGCGUGCUCCCAAUCUCAUAUCUUAAAAUGUUCAGUCCCUUCCUGAGCAAACCUUCUCUGUUUAGGUUGUUCACAAGCCUGGGAUUUUGAAGAGUUGGCGGGGGAUUCCUGCCCUUUUCGGGAACGCUUUGAGGACAUCCUAGGAAAGUUUUUGUUGUCCUCCUGGGGGUCUCCAGCCAUGUGUGAGUGAUUUCUGAGUCAAACAGUUACUUCAGGGAGUUUAGUGUCCGACACACAGCCAACAUGUCCUGCCCAGUGGAGCUGCAUUUGAACGAUUAGUGCCUUGUUGCUGGGCAGGUUGGUUUAGGAGAGGACAAUGCACUUGCCACUGGAUUUGAAGGAUCUUGUGAAGGCAUUGAUGUGGAUUUCCCUAAUACUUCAUUGUGCUUGCUUUAAAAUUUCCAAGUCUCCCACAAUCAUAAGCACCUCACCAUGUUGUAGUAGCUUCAUGCAGGGUCAAUUUUAAAAUUCAACAGGCAAUGGAAGGGAGGUGUUUCUGCUUCUAGUCAGAAUCUUACUCCAGGUCUGUCACUACUGAUCUCACAGCAGUAUAACUUCGGUCUCACUUGAGGCAUUCAUGGCACUAGAGGCUCUGUUUCAGAUUCUAGUUUAAUGUUCAAGGCUGUUCCAAUCAGAAUCAAAACAAACAUUACGUUUCGAAUUGAUCCGUGGUCAAAAGCUGUUUUGUAAAAAAAAAGUUGUAAUUAAUAGGUGUCUGAGAUUGAUGUAGGAAGAGGAGAAGCAUGAUUUUAAUACAUAAAAAAUUAUUCAUGUUCGUGGUAUCUGCAAAAUACAUCUCACCAUCCGCAACAAACCUGAUUUCUUUCUAUGAGUUUGGAUUUCUGAUCCAGAAAAUAUUUUGUUUUCAAUAAAAAAGCAGGAGACAUUCAAUAUCAUUAACUUUCAUUUCUGGACAGGGAGAACAUGAACAUUUUUACACUGUAUUGUAAAUAUUUAUAGAUAUUGCGUUUAUUCAUAAAACUCUGAAUACAAGUCUGAUCCUUAGUUUUUAACUUUAUUGUGUGUAAUCUUCUUUAAACUCUAGCUAAAAAUACAACACCCAGUUGCUUUGAAAUUAAAAUACUUCUUUUAAAGGAGACUAGUUUUUCUACUAAUUCAUGUUGCGAUAUCCCUGCCCCAGUAACUAAGAAUCAUUCAUUUUAGGAAAUUACAAUGAUGAUAUAAGGUUUCUGUUUUGAACAUUACUACCUAGUGAUGUUCAAAACAGAAACUUUAUACCAUCAUUGUAAUUUCCUAAAGUGAAUGAUUCUUAGUUACUGGGCAGGGAUAACUGCAUCACCAAAAUUUAUCUCCGGUCACCAAUUUCCUCUUCAUAAUGUGGUUUUGUUGGAAAUGGGUGCCUAUAAUGACUAAACAGCAAACCCUAGGAAUUUCUCCAUCAAUGUCAUUCUCUUUGAGAAACAUUUGCUUCAAAAACCUGACAUCCCUGAGUAAAGAUGUGAAGCUUGUCUGGAGUAUCUGGAGAGGACAUUACAGCAGGUGGGCUAACAUUAAGCACUAGGAGAGAGUUACUAACCACAGACAUAGUCUGAUCUGUGGACUAUAUUUUUCAUCAAUUCGUUUUGUUUUACUGUUUUCCCAAUGGGAAAGAGGUAGACAGUCCAGGAAAUACUUCUGUUGUGUGACAGUAUGAUAAUUUCUUUUCAUCAGGGUAUUUUUAUUAUGUAAGUGAGCUAAAUUUAUUAAUAAAAUAUUUUUAUUCAAUCCAAA